AACAGCAGCAGCGGAAGCAGCGGAAGCGGACUCCCGGUGAGGCUUGGGGGGGAUUUGAGGCUGGGAUUCUUUGAAGUGGAGCCGCAGCAGCGAGCGGAAGGCCGCCACAUUGGAAGGAAAACGACUUUUCACGGCAGUUAAUAAAUUUUUAACUGGUUCAACAAUCGCCCGCGAACUCCGCCAGCUAAUGACGAGAAACGCGGCCGUCAGUGGCGACGAACCCGACGAGGAGCAGACUUCCGCAGGUGGCGCCCCCGACCAGCCUCUGGAUGGGGCUCUGGCCGUGGUGCAGGCGGAGCAGGACGAAGAGGAGGCUGUGCCACAGGCUGGGGCUGUGGAUGGGGAUGGCGAUACGCCACAGCGGCGUCAGAGGCCACGCAGGAAAGAACCACAACGAAGUGCUGCCAUUGGCCCCUCCGAUGGGGACACGGACUCCAGCUCCUGCGACGGCGUGGGCUCUGGUUCGAGGAGGCAGCGUGUCAGUUACGCGCAACGGAAUCUACUCGAACAGGAGGAGGAGCAGGAGGACGCAGAGGAUGGCGAGGAGUACGACUACGAUGAGGAGGAAGAGGAGGAGGAGGAGGACUACGACGACUACGAGCAGUCAUCUCGGCCACGCCAGGUGGCUCGCCCCCGCCCGGUGCUGACCAUGGGCGGGGGCACACGGAGCAAGCGCAAAACGAAAGUCCGCCAGUUCUCGCAGCGUUCCAGCUCCUAUGCCCCGGACUCGGGGCACACCGACCCGGACGACCGAGACGGCGACAACGCAGGCGACGGCGAGAGCCAGGACAAGCGUCGCUGCAUCUCCAAGGGACAAAUGCGAGAGUUUCGCGAGGCCUUCCGCCUCUUCGACAAGGACGGCGAUGGCUGCAUCACCAAGGAGGAGCUUGGCACCGUGAUGCGCUCCCUGGGACAGUUUGCUCGCGUCGAGGAGCUGCAGGAGAUGCUCCAGGAGAUCGAUGUGGAUGGCGAUGGCAAUGUGAGCUUCGAGGAGUUCGUCGACAUCCUGUCGAACAUGACGUACGAGGACAAGUCGGGCCUGUCGUCGGCCGACCAGGAGGAGCGAGAGCUGCGCGAUGCCUUCCGCGUCUUUGACAAGCACAAUCGCGGCUACAUCACCGCCUCCGAUCUACGAGCGGUGCUGCAGUGUCUCGGCGAGGACCUCGACGAGGAGGACAUUGAGGACAUGAUCAAGGAGGUGGACGUGGAUGGCGAUGGGCGCAUCGACUUCUACGAGUUCGUUCAUGCCCUGGGCGAGCCGGAGGACUCACAGGAGAAUGACGAUGAGGAGGAGAACACCACUUCGCCGCUGCCCACGCCCAAGUCGGCCAUUUCGCUCAGCUACGAUUGAGCUGGGGCUGGGGGCUGUGGGCAGCUGCCAGUGCCACGAUUGAGUACGAUUGAGGAGUGAGGAUGGAGCAUCGAGCAUUGAGCAUCGAGCAUUGAGGGGCAAGGGGGAAAUGGACUUGAGGCGCUCAUCCAUUAUUUAUGCUACGUCCCAUCGAUGGACAGUCGGCACUGGUAGCUAUAAUAGAUUGAUGGGCAGCAAGCAAUUGACUGCUCGAUGACUCGUCUGCGGUUCAUGCAGCGUUGAUCGAUUACUCAUCUGUUGUUGGUAUUUCGAUCGACACUUAAAUACUCAAAAAGAUCUUACUUAUUGACUCGUCGCCGCAAUAAUUAGUUACUCAUCGAGGCGAGUGUGCAGCGAUGACAAAUCGAUUAAACAAUAUUACCACAAGGAAACUCUCAGCAAGUCUCAUUCAUUCAGUCACUGGAACUCGCAUUCAAAUUGAAAUUGCCAGAACGCACAGCUAAUCAAAUUACGAAUCAAAACGAUAAUUAUACGUAUAGCCUAUGGAAUAAUCGAAUACAUCGAUAUUUAUCAAGUGGAAUCAAAGCUCCCACGCACACUCCCGCACUCUCUGUGAAAUUGCUACCAAUCAAUAAUAAUCCCUACCAAUAAUCGAUCUACUUUAUAACGAUAACCUAGCACUCUCACACACACUGACAGAUAGAUAGAUAGACAGACGGACAGACGGACAGACAGACGGACAGGCAUAUCCUUAAGUAUCUAUCCUUAAUCAAUGAUAAUAUAAAUGUAUAUGUACUAUGUAUCUUUCGAAACAUAUCAUUGAAGUAUCGCUCCUCGGCAAGCGUGCCCCAAUAUCCCGAUGUCCCUUUCCACCCUUACACAUCCUCCCCUUUGGCCCCUCUCCCACUCUCUUUGACAAUUUUUCGACUAGCAUCGUAUAUCGAAUAAAAUUGAUUUAAUUAGGAAAUAUUCGCUCAAUUAAUGCUACUGCUGCAAACAAAUAUAAAAAUCGAAUCGAACAAGAACAAGAACAAGUCUUUAAUUAUUGAACGAACAAUUUAAUGUAAUUUACGAUUUACAAUUUUAAUCCACUCGAAUCGAAAAUCC
Messenger RNA from Drosophila subobscura, 2419 nucleotides. Its product is annotated as calmodulin-1. The transcript is spliced from 5 exons. Lineage: Eukaryota; Metazoa; Arthropoda; Insecta; Diptera; Drosophilidae. The coding region runs from base 188 to 1351 and encodes 387 amino acids. Gene Ontology annotation, molecular function: enzyme regulator activity; calcium ion binding. The record is from RefSeq and is a predicted model, not a curated record.